AUGAUUUUCACACGUUUAUCACGAAUCGUGCAAGCUGGAGGAAGUAAGUUAACCGCUCCGUUCAAAUGUUACCAACCUCGAACGAUCCCUGUGCCGAGGAAUUUUAACCGGCCGGCUAGUAACAUGAACGGAACAGCACUGUUUCAAAUCUCGGACGAUAGGAUACAGAAGUAUCUAGAACGGUUACGGCUGGAAUAUUACGCUCUGAAGGUACAGGAGCAACGCACCAGGAAGGAUAUUCAACGCAUGCUGCUGCUUUCGAACGUGGUGGAGAUGUACGAACAGCGUAAGAUAAUAGUGGACAAUCUACACUCGCUCAAGGAACUGAAGGACGAUAAGGACGAUGAGAUGGUGCAGCUGCUAAAGGAGGAACGUGAAGCGUACGGAAGUAUUCUGAUGCGGCUAGAUAGCGAAAUACUGAACGGUAUUUUGUCGAUGGAUGAUGAGGAAGAUUAUGGAUCGCUUAUAAUGGAAGUUACGGCGGGUGUCGGUGGCCAGGAAGCGAUGCUGUUUGCCCGCGAACUGUUCGACAUGUACUGCGGGUACGUGGAGUACAAAGGAUGGGAGGUGGAAAUGCUCCAGACGGAAGAUACGGACAUCGGGGGCACGAGACAUGCGACUACAAUCAUUACCGGACAGGAUGCCUAUCGCUACCUGAAGCAUGAAGGAGGCGUUCAUCGGGUGCAACGUAUCCCGGCAACGGAGAAAUCGGGUCGCAUACAUACUAGCACCGUCACAGUGUCCAUCAUACCCCGGCCGGAUGAUUUUCAGGUCGAUCUGAAGGAUAAAGACUUGAAGAUAGAGACGAAACGUGCUAGCGGAGCUGGAGGACAGCACGUCAACACGACCGAUAGUGCCGUGCGCAUCGUGCACAUCCCAACCGGAAUAGCCGUUGAGUGUCAAACCGAACGAUCGCAGCAGAAAAAUCGAGAAAUUGCUAAGGAAAAGCUGAUCGCUAAGCUUACGCAAAUCGAGCUGGAAGCACGUUUUAGCAGUACACAAGCGCUCAAAAAAUCACAAGUCGGUCAAAGUUUGAGGAAUGAGAAGAUUCGCACGUACAACUACAACCAGGAUCGCAUUACGGACCACCGUAUAGAGGGUGGAACCGCACACAAUUUGAAGGGUUUUCUGGAAGGUGGCGAACAGCUAGAUGAGCUGAUUGAAAAACUACAACGGUCGCAACGCCAGAAGCAGCUUAUGGAAAUUAUUAAUCGAGAAUGUUAGCU
This is a messenger RNA of Anopheles maculipalpis, 1226 nucleotides long. It is a transcript of the gene mRF1, whose product is annotated as peptide chain release factor 1-like, mitochondrial. Lineage: Eukaryota; Metazoa; Arthropoda; Insecta; Diptera; Culicidae. Gene Ontology annotation, biological process: translational termination. Gene Ontology annotation, molecular function: translation release factor activity. The transcript has a single exon. The record is from RefSeq and is a predicted model, not a curated record. Bases 1 to 1224 code for a protein of 407 amino acids.